Messenger RNA from Pectinophora gossypiella (pink bollworm), 3489 nucleotides. Its product is annotated as ATP-dependent RNA helicase DHX30-like. Lineage: Eukaryota; Metazoa; Arthropoda; Insecta; Lepidoptera; Gelechiidae. The transcript has 22 exons. Bases 212 to 3478 code for a protein of 1088 amino acids. Gene Ontology annotation, molecular function: ATP binding; DNA helicase activity; G-quadruplex RNA binding. The record is from RefSeq and is a predicted model, not a curated record. Gene Ontology annotation, cellular component: intracellular anatomical structure; nucleus; cytoplasm.
UAUGACAGCUCUGUAGAGCGAGAUCUGAGAGCAAUUAUGUCCAGUCUUCUUUAAUUUUACCUCUAUUUAUGUAAUAAUAUAUACAAAAAUAAAAUUUGUGAUACGUAUGUGCAAUAAUAAAUAAAAGUCUCAUUUUAUAAUAUUGGACAUAAAAGAAAGUAAAAAUUUUAGGUUAGGGUAUUUUUAAAGUGGUGCAACUUACAAAACCAUCAUGUUUUUGAGAAGAUUAUUUGCCGGACGUACAAAUAUCUAUAGAAAAUGCAUAUUAGAGAAAAAACAGGAAUCAGAUUAUGUUAUUUUUAGACAUUAUAGCGGUGUCCCAUGUACCAUUGAAAAUAGAAUCGGAAAUUAUUUCAAGAACUAUAAACCGUAUCCCUUAUUUUACCCGGCCUCAAAUUACAUAGCAUUACAUAGAAAAUGCUAUUCAAAAGGAUUAAUAGAUGGAGAUGUAUCAGAAAUACAGAAAAAUCAACAAGAGAAAGAGCUUCAAAAAAUAACCGAGUUAUUUCCCAUGCCCCGAGUGACCCUCAACGAGUUACUAUCGAGAACACCACAGAGAAUAUUUGAAAUACACUAUAAACAAUCCGUUGCCGCUCCCAAAGGCAGCAGGAAGAAAAGCAAAGUGGUACAGAAUGACUGGACAUGCACUUAUGCGUUUAUUUGGCCAGAUAAGAUUAAGUUUGAGGGAACAGCAAUAGCAAAACGCCAAGCGGCUGAAAAAGCUGCCACUCAAGCCUUGCACUAUCUUUACAAAAAUAAACGAAUAGAUUCGAAAGGGCUUCCUAUUUACGACAAGGAGAAAAUAAAAGAAAUUAAAUCUACUUUACAAGAGCCUGUUAGAAUUAGUAUAAGUGACAAGUCUAUGGAAAGAAUUGACAAGAUUUGGGCUGAAUAUGAAGAUGGGAUAAAGGAUAUAUACGAGGAGACAUUUAAGGUGGCGGCACAAAAAGUCAAAUCGCAUCGACCUGUGAUGACGAAAGAUUCUACUAUCGAUCAAGAAGACGUGCUGGCGGAAAGUGAAUUAGCUUUGGAAGAAUUGGAAGAUACUUCAGAACUGAAAGUUCGCGUCCACCCGGUGUACGGGCGGACCAUCACGCCACCAUCCGAAGGGACUCUCCAGAGAAGAGACAGAGUGUUAAGGCAAAGAUUCGAGAAUUAUGAAGAAAGAACUCCGUUACCUAUUGAUCAUUACACAGACGUUAUAACAUCAACGCUGGACAGGAGUCGUGUGGUGCUGCUAGUGGGCGCAGCAGGGUGCGGCAAGUCGACACGAGCGCCAGCGGCUAUCCUAAGUCAUUGCGGAGCCGCCACCGCCGCCCUCGUGGCCGAGCCCAGGAGAGUCGCCGCCAUCGGGCUUGCUGAGAGGGUGGCUCACGAACUUGGGGAAGAGGUGGGCGACUCAAUAGGGUACCAAGUGCGCCUGCAAUCGAAACUGCCGCGUCCUCCUGCCGGCUCCGUACUGUACUGUACUUCUGGAGUCUUGCUGAGGAGGUUGCAAAGCAAUCCAGGUCUAGAAGGAUGUACGCACGUAUUUAUUGACGAGGCACACGAGCGUGACGUGAACACAGAUAUUACCCUGUUGCUUCUGAGGAAAGCUUUAGAUAUUAAUGCCAAUUUGAAGAUCGUUGUUAUGAGUGCUACCCUAGACACUGAAGUUUUUACCAGAUAUUUCGACUCGUGUCCUGUGAUAGAAGUACCAGGAAGGACGUUCCCUGUGGAGGUGUCAUACUUGGACGACAUCGAGAAGACGUUUAACAUCCGGCUGCCUAAUACUAUGGACAACUGUCGGAAGGAAGACGCGAAGCCACAGAUUAAUUGUCAAGAGGUAGUCGAAGUUAUAAAAGCAGUGGAUAAGACUCAACCAGAGGGCGCGAUCCUAGUGUUCCUACCAGGGUGGGCAGAGAUCAGCCUGGCCAAGCAGUUGUUGGACGCUGUCAUGCCUGUUAGCACGCACAUUGUUCAACCUGUGCACUCAAGAUUAUCGACGACAGACCAAACCAGGAUGUUCGCUCGUCCCCCACCGGGCAUACGCAAGGUAGUCCUCGCCACCAACAUAGCAGAGACGUCCAUCACGAUUCCCGACGUGGUGUAUGUCGUGGACUGCGGCGCCCACAAGGAGAACACGCUUGCUGAGGGGACUGGCACAGCAAGUCUGGAGACAGUGUGGGUGUCCCUCGCUGGAGCCAAGCAGAGAGCUGGAAGAGCGGGGAGAGUGCAACCAGGUCAUUGCUACAGAUUGUAUACAAAGGAAAAAGAGGCAGAAUUCAACCCACACACCACGCCAGAAAUAUUAAGGAUACCUUUAGACCAAACAGUAUUGAAUUGCAAGACGUAUGCACCAGAGGAUAAGAUCGAGAACUUUCUGUCACAACUGCCCGAGCCGCCUACGCAACAAGCUAUUAGAUUUGCCGUCAAUGAUUUAAUUGAAUUAGGUGCUCUGACCCCAUCUGAACAACUGACUCGUCUGGGCGUCAUCCUAUCAUCGAUGACUUUACCCCCUCGUGCGGGACGAGCUUUAAUAAACGCUGUAGCGGCCGGCGCAGCGGUAGCAAUGGCCGACGUGGUGGCUCAUGUCACUGCUAGCACAGCGCUGUUUGUUGAUGCUGCCAAUAGGAGAGAAGAAAUCCGCGAAAUUAAACGUCGAUACAGUACCACAUCGGAUCACGCAGCUCUACAUUGGAUUCAAGAGGAGUAUGAGAGGAUGUUGGAGGAAGGAAAUCGCGAGAGAGUCGACGAGUGGUGCAGGAAGCUGGGCAUAAGGAAGGACAGACUCAAUUAUGUUAAAGCCCUGUCAAGCCUCUACCUGGAACAACUCUUCAAAUCAGGGGUGAUAGAACCGACAAUAGACCCCGAGGAGCUGAACAGGUUCUCAGACAUAGACGAAUUGACCGUUGCCUUGCUUCUGUCUGGGUCCAACGCCCUCUUGAGGACCAAGAAAGUCAUCAAGGCCAAAGGGAAGCUCAAAACUGUUAAUGCUCUGUUUACUAGCACCGGUGAGCGUGCCCACAUCGGCAGCGAGAGCGUGAACCACGACAUCGUGAGGCGCCCCGGGAGCACCACAGCCUGCUACAUGAGCGCCGUGCACUCCAGCGAGCGCCGCGCGCUGCUGGCCUACGACAGCUCCGUCAUACCGCCGCACGCCGCCGUCCUGGCCGCCUCUGGGCCGCUUAGGGUGGAUUACGAGAGCGAUGGCAAUGACGAUACGAGUGUGUUGUAUCUUCCCAGACAUAAAUAUUACGUCCACAUGCCGGCAAGCCAAGCAAAUCACAUUGUGAAGGCAAGAGAAAUGCUGUGGAUGACUUUACAAUACUUCAUAGAGAGAGAUAUAAAAACGAUGGAUUUCGAUGAAAACACUAGGAUAUCUAGGUUCAAAGUUAGACUGAUAAAAACUAUAUGCAGGUUGUUAGUUGAAGGCCACAGAGAGUAUGUAGAAGGAAAAAAUGUUGAGGAAUUUAUUGACAGAUCAAUAAAGGUGUGAUGAGAAAAAUA